CAGCCGUGCGACGGCGCAGGCGCAUUUGUGUUAUCUCAGGCCCCUGGACCAACUCUGGACUCCCCGAUCUCCUCCUGCAGUCACCGACUAAGGCCUCAGCAGCAGCAGCAGCAUCUCUUACUACGUACCAGCAUGAGAGCCAAACCGUUCCCCACUUGGCUUAUAGUAGCCACGACGGUCGCGUGCAUAGCGUCGGCGGCCCCUUCGGAAAACGGCCACGAGCACAGUCAAGAAUCCAGCGAAGAAGGAAACAUUCACCUGAAAAAUCUCUGCCCUGGAGAGACCGAGGACUGCCUCGAGAAGGUCAGGAGUUGCAAGAGGUACCUCCAACCAAGUUCAGAGGAGCCCACGAUGGCGGAGAGAGAAAAAUGGGACACAAGUCACGAUGCUUGCAGGAAGAAGUACGAACGGGACUCCAACAAUGUGCCAGGCGAACCUGAUCCCAUGAUGAGUUCAAAGAUCAGCAGGUGUGCCAUGGAGAUGAUGGAAUACAUCGUCGAGGGCGAGAUCAACCGGGCGAUCAUCAGGAAGGAUGUGGAGGCGAAUCUCUCAGACGCACCGACCGCAGUUCGCAGGGCAGUCCUCUCCGCUGUUGACACCUGCCCGGCAACCAUCAGCGAGGACAAUGGUGAGGCCUACUCCGUAUGCCUCAUGAAGGCCUGUUUUUCAGCUUUUUAAAGAACCAACCAAAUUUGGACUGAGCCUGACUUCGAGGAGCACGGAGACCAAUAAGCAAAUCAUCAUAAUGCCUACCCAGAUUACACUCAGAGUUAAACAGAAGGAUUCCCAAGAAAUAUUAUACGGCAAAGUACAUACAACAUGUGAUAUGGAUAAGGUCAACAGAUGUGAGGAAGUCAACACAAUGGGUAUUCAAUCUUUCGUUCAUCACAAUGCUCGAGAGACGUUUGAGGAGAAGUUUUCUGUACUUCAUGCAAAGACAAAAAAUUGCAGAUACUAAUACAUAAUGCUUCAUGAGGAAGAAUAUUCUUGUACAUCAAUGCGAAGGUAAGGAACUCGGUAGUGACACUAAAUAAAAAAAAUAAUAAAUAAAUCAAAUUUCCAUUUAAUUUCAUAUCUUGCCUGAAUACGCACACGAUUUCUACUGUUAUUUCAUGAUUAAAUCU
Messenger RNA from Macrobrachium nipponense, 1124 nucleotides. RefSeq lists its product as uncharacterized. The transcript is spliced from 5 exons. The record is from RefSeq and is a predicted model, not a curated record. The coding region runs from base 133 to 678 and encodes 181 amino acids. Lineage: Eukaryota; Metazoa; Arthropoda; Malacostraca; Decapoda; Palaemonidae.